This is a messenger RNA of Xenopus laevis (African clawed frog), 1074 nucleotides long. RefSeq names its product methyltransferase like 7A, gene 2 L homeolog (gene tmt1a.2.L). The record is from RefSeq and is a predicted model, not a curated record. Gene Ontology annotation, molecular function: methyltransferase activity; S-adenosylmethionine-dependent methyltransferase activity. The transcript is spliced from 2 exons. NCBI's taxonomy places the organism in Eukaryota, Metazoa, Chordata, Amphibia, Anura, Pipidae. The coding region runs from base 101 to 838 and encodes 245 amino acids.
GGGUUGGAGUUUGCUCGGGCAGAUUCAUGAGCAGGAAUGCUGAGCUGCAUUCAACUUUGAGCCGUUGACCAGCACACAGCAGGGCCUGCUUCUCACAGCCAUGUCUCUUGUCAUAUACAUUCUGCAGCUGUGUUUAGCUGUUUUGUUUUUGCCUCUUCAUUUUCUGAGUUUUCUUGGAAUCUGGAAUGUGAUUUCUAGGAAAAUAUUCCCUUAUAUUUUAGCACCGUCCAUGAGAAGCUACAACAAAUUAAUGGAUUCAACAAAAAAGGAUCUUUUCAGCAACCUCAGUGAUUUUGCAAGUAACUCCAAGGACUUCAGGCUUCUAGAGAUUGGAUGUGGCAGUGGUUCCAAUUUUAAAUUCUACCCAAGUAAUUGCAAGGUAACCUGUCUGGAUGUCAACCCGAAUUUUGAGAAGUUUGUGAGUAAAAGCCAAGCAGAAAACAACCAUCUGAAGUUUGAGAGGUUUUUGGUGGCCUCUGCAGACAACAUGAAGCAGGUUGCUGAUGACUCCCAAGAUGUGGUGGUCUGCACCCUGGUAGCAUGUUCCGUGCCCAACACACCCAAGGUGCUGGAAGAAGUGUGGAGAGUUCUUAAGCCGGGAGGAGCUUUCUUCUUUCUGGAACACGUGGCUUCCUCGGAUGAAGCUAGCUGGCUUUGUUUCUUUCAGAAAAUUCUAAAUCCCACAUGGAAACUUGUUUUUGAUGGCUGUGAUUUAAGAAAAUUCACCUGGCAGGAACUAGAAAAUGCUAAAUUCUCUACAGUGAAACUACGCCAUAUUCAGGCACGCACUAUUAUAAAGCCCGUAAUCCCCCACAUUGUUGGAUAUGCUGUAAAAUAAACAAGACAAGCCAGCAAGAAAGAAAACUGUAACAUUAGUUUGACUCGAACUACAGAAGACACACUCCCUCAUGUAUAAUUUCUUGCAAACAUUUCAAGAUCCUUUUACAAUUGUUACAUUUUGCUAAAUUUGAAAUUGAUAAUUGUAAAUGUUUUCCACAUGUUUUUUAUUAUUAAAAAAGACAUGCCUUAACUGAAAUCUGUUAUAUUUGAAAUAAAGUGAAUUUAUGAUUUCUA